AGGAAGGACCUUCUGCCACCCGCAGAAGGCUGUGCAAGGUCCUGUACUUGUACACAGAAUCUUGCGCAACCAGCUGAUUGCUUGUUGGUUAUUUCGAUUUUAAAUUUCAAUUAUGGCGCUCCUCACGCCCGCGACCAUGACCAUGUGAAAAUCUGCCUGCGCAGUUUCGCUUCUCGUCCCGUACUGCGUGGCAGUGCACAAGGGGACGGUCGUGAUGGGCUCGAAAGCCGAAGUUCCUUACCCAGUCGGUUUUAUGAUGCGACUGGACGAGUCAGAGGUCACUCCUCGGUACGGAGAUUGCCUGGCGGGAAGCGACGAUGUCCUUGCUUCGUUCUGCAGUGGUGGUCUCAUUCCGGAGGGUGUCUUCCUGACUGCAGGACGCUGCUCCCAGGAGGGAUCCGAGAAGGCGUCAACCGGCACGCUGAAUGUUGCGAACUCGCGAGGCGGACUCGGUCAGCGAAUUCCCUACCCUAAGGUAAAUUGUUCGUCUUGGUGAUCUUCUUUUGGUGUGACCCAUCUUGAUCUUGAAUAAGAACCAUCUCUUGUCAAAGAAAGGGACUUCGAUUGUGUAAGGGACGCUGAAAAUUAUAUGGACAUUCUCAUUCACUUUCAACUGAAGUGAAACAGGUAUAAUGCGACUAACAAUAAGUGCUACCUCUAAUCCUUGCCUCGCCCUCGAGAACGGAACUUGCACCAGGAAUAUCCUUGGCACGACAGGGGAUUUACAAGGUCUUCAUUCAUAAGUUAAGGCUCCCCCUGAUCCUUCCCCAGAAGCAUGUCGAAGCUGUCUCAUAAGGGGAAAAUAGACCCGAGAGGGAUCCCAGGAUGGAUUGGGGUGAGCGCUAAAUAAGGGCUUCGAGGUGAUUUCCGCGGAUUUCAACUACGCCAACUCCAUAACUGGCCAAGUAUCCGCUGCCGGCACGAUGGGAUUGGACCACCACAUG
Amoebophrya sp. A25 is the source of this 944-nucleotide messenger RNA. Lineage: Eukaryota; Dinophyceae; Syndiniales; Amoebophryaceae. The record is from the annotation of a GenBank genome assembly.